Molecule: messenger RNA, 834 nt
Organism: Triticum turgidum subsp. durum (durum wheat)
Lineage: Eukaryota; Viridiplantae; Streptophyta; Magnoliopsida; Poales; Poaceae
Source: the annotation of a GenBank genome assembly
AUGGCUCAAGCACAGGCGACGCGAGGCGACCCAAUGAAGGCCCAGCAGGAGCAGCCGGAGCCCAUCCAGUACGGCCACGUCUUCGCCGUCACGGGCGACCUGGCCGUGCAGGCCAUCGCGCCACGGGACGCGGAGGCCAUGCGCACCGCCGAGGAGAGCGUGCAGGGCGUCCCGGUCCCGCAGGCCAGCGGCGGCGGCUUCAGCGCGGCGGUGGCCAUGGAGACGGCCGCCGCGUACAACCAGGCCGUCGGCGCCGUCCGCCCCGGCCAGGCCAGCGACGCGGCCACCAAGCAGGGCAUCACCGUCACCCAGACCGCCGUGCCCGGCGGCCGCAUCGUCACCGAGUUCGUGGCGGGUCAGGUGGUCGGGCAGUACUCCGUGGCCGACCAGGCGAUGAUGCAGCAGCAGCAGCAGCAGGUGGUGGAGGAGGACGCGAGCAAGGUGACGAUCGGCGAGGCCAUGGAGGCAGCGGCCCUGUCCGCGGGCGAUCGGCCCCUCGAAGAGGCCGACGCGGCGGCCAUCCGCGCCGCGGAGACGCAGGCGCAGGGAGCGGACGAGGUCAUGCCCGGCGGCCUGGCCGACCAGGCGUGGGCCGCGGCGAGCGCCAACGCCUGGGCCGAGCGCGACGAGGACAAGAUCACGGUCGGCGAUGUCCUCUCGGACGCGACGACGAAGCUGGCGGACGACAAGCCGGCGGCGAGGGAGGACGCGGCCAGGGUGGUGCAGGCGGAGACGUACAGCGACGCCGGGGCGCGCACCAAGGCCGGCGGGGUGGGCGCCGCGGUCACCACGGCGGCGAGGCUCAACCAAGAGGACGACGACGACGACGCUUGA